UCUCCGCCGCGUUCGCCUGCCGUUCGGCUUCUUCACACGUUCCAGGAGCCCUCUGCUUCUGCCUCUCGCCAUGGCGACCCGCCGAUCCGUCGCUGCGUGCCUGUGGAUCUCGGCGAUCCUCCUUAUCUGCCUCGUCGGCGGAGCCCGUUCCUUCUACCUACCUGGUGUUGCUCCGGAAGAUUUUCAAAAGGGAAGUGAGCUGAAGGUGAAAGUAAACAAGCUGACAUCUACACAAACUCAGCUUCCUUAUUCCUAUUAUUCUCUUCCUUACUGUGCACCAGAGAAGAUUGUUGACAACACUGAAAAUCUGGGUGAAGUUCUUCGUGGUGAUAGAAUUGAGAACUCCAUUUAUGUGUUUAAUAUGAGAGAACCACAAAGAUGCAAGGUAGCUUGCAGGAAAGUACUGAAUGCAAAGGAUGCAAAACAGUUCAAGGAAAAAAUAGACGAUGGAUACCGAGUGAACAUGAUUCUCGACAAUCUUCCCUUGGUGUUUCCUCUCAAAAGGCAAGAUCAAGAAUCCACCACCAUAUAUCAACAUGGUUUCCAAGUAGGGUUCAGAGGCCAUUAUGAAGGAACUACUGAAGAAAGGCACUUUAUCCACAAUCACCUUCGUUUUACUGUCAAGUUCCACAAGGAUAUGAGUGCAGAUACUGCAAGAAUAGUUGGUUUUGAGGUCAAGCCAGCAAGUGUUAAGCAUGAGUAUGAAGGUGAAUGGAGUGAACAUGCUACCUUGACAACAUGCAACCCCCAUGCACAACGGUUUGUGACAGAGAAUGAUCCUCCUCAAGAAGUGGAAGACAACAAGGAAAUUAUAUUUACAUAUGAUGUCGAUUUUGAGGAGAGUCCAAUUAAGUGGGCCUCUAGGUGGGACACAUACCUCCUGAUGACUGAUGAUCAAAUUCACUGGUUUUCUAUAGUGAACUCUUUAAUGAUUGUUCUCUUCCUUUCUGGAAUGGUUGCAAUGAUAAUGCUCCGAACGUUGUAUCGUGAUAUUUCCAAGUAUAACCAGCUAGAGACACAGGAAGAAGCUCAGGAGGAAACUGGGUGGAAGUUGGUGCAUGGGGAUGUCUUCAGGCCACCGAACAACUCAGACCUGUUGUGCGUGUAUGCUGGAACCGGAGUACAGUUCUUUGGAAUGAUACUUGUAACGAUGAUCUUUGCCAUGCUUGGAUUCCUCUCUCCAUCCAACAGAGGUGGUCUGAUGACUGCAAUGCUUCUGCUUUGGGCUUUCAUGGGAUUAUUCGCAGGCUACUCUUCUGCCCGUAUGUACAAGAUGUUCAAAGGAACAGAAUGGAAGAAAAUCACCCUUAAGACUGCAUUUAUGUUUCCUGGAGUUGUCUUCAUCAUUUUCUUCAUCUUAAAUGCCCUCAUCUGGGGAGAGAAGUCUUCUGGUGCUGUCCCCUUUGGGACCAUGUUUGCUUUGGUCUUCCUCUGGUUUGGUAUCUCUGUGCCCCUUGUGUUUGUUGGGAGCUAUAUAGGAUUCAAGAAACCUGUCAUUGAGGACCCUGUGAAAACAAACAAGAUUCCAAGGCAGAUUCCUGAACAGGCAUGGUAUAUGAAUCCCCUAUUUUCGAUCUUGAUUGGAGGCAUUCUCCCAUUCGGAGCUGUUUUCAUUGAGCUAUUUUUCAUCCUCACUUCUAUUUGGCUCCACCAGUUCUAUUACAUCUUCGGCUUCCUUUUCAUUGUUUUUCUCAUACUCAUCGUCACCUGUGCGGAGAUCACUAUCGUCCUUUGCUAUUUCCAACUAUGUAGCGAGGACUACCUAUGGUGGUGGAGAUCUUACUUGACUUCUGGAUCUUCAGCUCUAUACCUCUUCCUAUAUGCCACUUUCUACUUCUUCACGAAGCUUGAGAUCACAAAGCCAGUGUCGGGGGUACUGUAUUUCGGGCACAUGCUGAUUGUGUCGUAUGCCUUCUUCGUACUGACAGGCACCAUUGGUUUCUAUGCUUGCUUCUGGUUCACAAGGCUCAUAUAUUCAUCUGUGAAGAUCGACUGAUUUGCAUCGGGGUUGCAGUCUCUCCUUUGAGGAGCAGCAGCAGGCAGCCAGGCACCUUGAUUCUGGUGAUUACGCUUCCACGGCAAGUAAAGCAUCUGUCAUGUCAUGGGUUGUAAGUUUUGAUCUCAUUUUUAUGCAGCUUGCCGUUGGGUUUAUAGGAUGUACGAAUUUCCUUUUACGGAGCCCUUUCAGUGGUGGCCCCAACGAAGGAUUAUUUUUUUUUUCUCCUUUUAAUUGUUAUUGUAGCGAUUGUUUUGAGAAUGAAAUUAUUUCUACGGUUA
Messenger RNA from Nymphaea colorata (pocket water lily), 2277 nucleotides. RefSeq names its product transmembrane 9 superfamily member 9-like. The transcript is spliced from 7 exons. Gene Ontology annotation, biological process: protein localization to membrane. NCBI's taxonomy places the organism in Eukaryota, Viridiplantae, Streptophyta, Magnoliopsida, Nymphaeales, Nymphaeaceae. Bases 71 to 1996 code for a protein of 641 amino acids. The record is from RefSeq and is a predicted model, not a curated record. Gene Ontology annotation, cellular component: membrane.